AAUACUUGAAUGUAUCAUUUCGAUACCGCACGUGCUGAUGAUAGCUUUACCAGCCCCGUUUUGUGCGUAAUUCUCUAAUUUUUACAACGAAGGAAUCCACUUUAGAAGAAAAGUGGCCCGUUCCUCCUCCGCUGCCUCCUCUUGCACACAAGAGCACAUUUGAUACGAGAGUCAGUCAUGGACACAAACCGGAGAUUUACAUGCUUGCAUACGGCGGCAUGCUCAACAACCAAAUGAGGAUGGAUAGAAAAUAAAAAAAAAGAAGACGUGAAUAAGAGGGAUUUUUUUCGAACUAAACAGGUGACGGCGGAAGGAUGCCGCUAGUAAAGCGCACCAUCGAGCCCAGGCACCUGUGCCACACGGCGCUGCCGAGGAAUAUUAAGAACGAGCUGGAAUGCGUCACCAACAUCUCCUUGGCUAGCGUCAUACGACAGCUCAGCAGCCUAAGCAAAUAUGCAGAAGACCUGUUCGGAGAGCUGUUCAAUGAGGCGCACACCUUCUCCUUCCGGGUUAACUCACUGCAGGAGCGCGUGGACCGCCUCUCCAUCAGCGUUACGCAACUGGAUCCCAAAGAGGAAGAAUUGUCCCUGCAGGACAUCACAAUGAGAAAGGCUUUCAGAAGUUCCACCAUCCAGGACCAGCAGCUGUUCGAUCGCGAAUCUCUACCGGUUCCGAUGCAGGAGACCUACCAAGCCUGCGAACAGCCGCCGCCUCUCAAUAUCCUCACGCCUUACAGGGACGACGGAAAGGAAGGCCUCAAAUUCUACACCAACCCUUCCUACUUUUUCGACCUAUGGCGAGAGAAAAUGCUCCAAGACACCGAAGACAAGCGGAAAGAACGCCGGAAACAGAAGUCGCAGGACCCCCGCAUGUAUGAUCAGGUCUAUAGGUACUUAGACCUUCCUGGGCAGCUGAAGGGCAUCGACCGCCCGGCGGAGCCCGACAAGGUGCCACGGGCACCCCACGACCGCAAAAAAGAGUGGCAGAAGCUAGCACUGGGUGCCGAGUUGGCGCAGGAUACGGUCGACAACAAACACCGAGAGGCCAACGGCUCCGUUGGCUACCCUGACAACAGGGCUCAGCUGUACAUGGAACACUUGGACGGGCCAUUCUCGCUGGCGGCACUGCCGUACACGCAGAUGAACGAGUUGCUGAGCCGCGGCGGUGAUAGAAUGUACUCGCGGCCCAACGAAGCGCCACCACCUCCGCCCGCCGCGCACCCGCUGGGGGAGAUCAAGCCGCCUUCAGUCAUCAGUUCCAGUUCGGGUUUUUCCGACAGCAGACCUCAGUCUCCGGCACGGACAGCGGGCGUAAACUCCAACGCCCAUCCUCCGGCGCCUCCCCCUCUCCCCCCGCCGCCCCCGCCUCUCCCUUCCUCCGGGUUACGCGGCACACCUCCGCCACCCAUCCCCCCGCUACCGAUUCACCAGCAACCCCCGGCCAUCCCUCCUCCCCCGGCACCUCUCCAGAUCGCCCCAGGGGUGCUCCACCCUGCUCCCCCGCCGGUGGCACCCCCGCUCCACUCUUCCUCCCCAGCCCGGGGCUACUCGGCCCUGCCGGACGGCACCGCCCUGCCUCCUCCGCCGGUGCCGCCUCCGCUCCCCUUGCCCGGAAUGCGGAGCUCUUCGCCCUGUCCAUCGGGACCGCCGCCGGUUCCGGCCUUCCCUUCCGCGGGGGCAAUGGCCACCCCGCCGCCACACUCCAACAUGCACGACUUGGGAAGCAAGCGGCACCAUCCAGCCAAUCUGCCGCCCAUCAGCGACGCCCGCAGUGUCCUGUUGGAGGCCAUCCGGAAGGGCAUCCAGCUACGAAAAGUGGAAGAGCAGCGAGAGCAGGAAGCGAAGCACGAGCGCGUGGGUAACGACGUGGCCACCAUCCUAUCCCGACGAAUCGCCGUCGAGUACUCCGAUUCGGAGGACGAAUCCGAGUUCGACGAAGGCGACUGGAUGGAGUGACGGGAGGACGGCGGACCCUUCCUCGCUUUUUUCGUUCGUCUCGUCGUCGGUCGGCUUCUCCGUGUCCCUUGUUGUCGUCUUUCUAGUGGUCCAAAAUACCAUCCUGUUCGAGUUCUGCACUACCACACGCCUUGUGUGUUGUCUUUUUACUUAGGAGACGGCAUGUUGCAUUUCGCACAUUUUCUUUGCAGUUCUUUUUCCGCUUGGGAACAAUUCGUGUGUCGUUGUCGUGUGCGUUCACUGACCUUUAACCCCAGGGAAUCCAGAAGUCCGGGUGAAUUCUUGAGCCAUUGUUUUUUAAUCCAGUCUGGUUUUUAGCUCUCAAGUAUGGCGGCUUUUCAUGACUGGUUGUUCCUGUUCAUAUUUAGUAUGCAGAGGUUAUGAACACCAAUGAAGGCAGCUUUCUCACCUCACACGUACAUACACAGAACCCCCUUUACUGUGUAACGAGAGGCCUUACCUCGUUUGGUUCUACAGCAGCAACCUGCGGAAGACAUUUUGUGUCGCUCGAGAAAAAAAAUGCAAACGACAGCCAUGGUUUUUGUCCGUCCGUUUGUUUCUUUAUUUCUUCUUCUUGCCUUAUUGUCCAAACGUGUCGUUGAGUUGAUGAAUGUAUUGUGCCGUUACUACUUACUUGCCUGCGCUUGUAUGGGUUUGCUGUUUCUAUGUUUGUGGGAGGGAAGAAAGGUCUGGUUUGGAAGAGAGGAAAAAAAAUAAUGUAACUUAUGUAACUGUUACAGUUUGCUUGAAUUAAUAAAAAUCUAAUGUUCCAUCGCUGAAAUCUUGUUGUUUUUUUUCCACGAAUUGGGUUGAUAACUUAACAAAACUUGCAUUAUUAAUUACCGUAAGAAUUGAUUAUCCUUUUCUAGUCAUUGUUUAUGAACCAGUUAUUGUUUAAUGAGUAAACAAAACCAGAUACAGUGGUAUGAAAAAGUAUCUG
This is a messenger RNA of Corythoichthys intestinalis (scribbled pipefish), 2895 nucleotides long. RefSeq names its product WASP family member 1 (gene wasf1). Gene Ontology annotation, cellular component: SCAR complex; lamellipodium; cytoskeleton. The transcript is spliced from 10 exons. Gene Ontology annotation, biological process: actin cytoskeleton organization; positive regulation of Arp2/3 complex-mediated actin nucleation. Gene Ontology annotation, molecular function: protein kinase A regulatory subunit binding; Arp2/3 complex binding; actin binding. Lineage: Eukaryota; Metazoa; Chordata; Actinopteri; Syngnathiformes; Syngnathidae. The coding region runs from base 315 to 1955 and encodes 546 amino acids. The record is from RefSeq and is a predicted model, not a curated record.